Molecule: messenger RNA, 987 nt
Organism: Acaulospora colombiana
Lineage: Eukaryota; Fungi; Glomeromycota; Glomeromycetes; Diversisporales; Acaulosporaceae
Source: the annotation of a GenBank genome assembly
AUGAUUGAUGUCGCACCAUCUGUGAGUUUGGACCAACGUCUUGAUUGUCCUCACGAUCCUGCUCAAUUUAACCUCACGCCUACCAUCACGAACCAAACUUAUCCUCAAACCUUCGACUUGAACCAAACACCGUUUUGUAUUUUUGAUUUUUCGGACGAACAAUUUUUCGAUUCCGACAUACAUCAGCUGUUCGCCAUGUUUCAACAGACCCCGCAGGUUCAGUCUCAACAACAAUCAGAUCUUCCUCACUCACAACUCCAUCUUCCUCACCAGCGACAGUUUAACGAAAUGCCCUAUCAGCAUCAAUACUCUCCGGUUGAGGCUCAGCAAACAAUUCCAUCGCCUCCGUUUGUCGAACCCUCGGUGAACUAUUUUGAAAUUCCCGCACCUUUCUUCACUUCCCUAAUGACCUCUCAUCCUACCUUGUCCUCUUCCCCUGUAAAUGGCUCCGUUGACUCUCGUGGUUACAUGAACUCUGUUGGUGUGGUCACUAUUGCCGCUCAGCAAAAUUAUCAACCCCAUGAAUCACACCAUCCUUCGUCGAGAAGUUCUCAAUUGCUCGCCGACAAUUUCCGGCUAACCCAAGAGAAUCCCAAUUAUAAUAAUUACAACAACGUUCCUGGUCAUCCCUAUUUCUCUCAAAGGUUGAUCUAUUCCGGCGAGAUAUCUUCUCUACGUCAGCAUCCUUCAAACCACUACCAUCGGAAACAGGUCCCGGUGAUCAACACGAGCCUCCCACCAAGUCCUGUGGAUUCGUUUUCUCGACCGAGCUCUACAGCGUCUUCUCCAGUAAACAGUUCGAUCGCUCAACAGUUACUCACGCCGACCAUUACCCAGGUGCUAAAUGCCACCAAUAACGACAAUGGUCACGAUGAGAGUACCAUGCACUUGCCGAUUGUGGACCUCGCCGACGGCCACAACAAUUACAAUUCCUCAGAAUAUGUCGGUCUCUUCGUCUCCGGAGAUCGUGUCACCAACAACGCCAAC